AUGGUUCGCUUGUCCAACUCCAUUAUUCUUAUCAGCAUCCUGGCUUCUGGUGCCGUUGCUGCACCUGAAUUCGAUCAGGAAGCUGAGCUACGCAGGUCAAAUUGCGACAAUGGCUGCUUUGACGAUUCUUUUCCAGGUGGUUCAUGCACAAACGACCCAGCUUGCAUGUGCACCCAGAACAAGUAUCGCGAGGCGUAUUUUUGCUGCAUGGCAAAGAGCUGUGAGGCCAUCGUCCUGACCAGAUCUGUUAAGAGACAGCACGAUGAAUGUCAGGCUCGAAAUCUUGACUUCACUUUCAAUGUUGAGAAAGCCUGCGGUAUUAAGUUGGCAGCCACUACUUCCACAACCUCUUUAACCGAAACUGCUGCUACAUCCACGAAUUCAGAAACAUCUUCAGCAGUGAUAGUAGCUGCGACUUCUGAUGCAGAAACCAAGACCAUCUCCGAUAAGAAGGCCGAAGAUACGGCUCAAGCAUCACCCACAGAAAGUGCUGCCCCUGUGACUGAUGGUGUCCCACAGCUAAAGCCCGCUCUGGGCGGCCUGGUUCUGUUGAUGGCCUCCGCGUUCUACCUUCUAUAG
Molecule: messenger RNA, 579 nt
Organism: Fusarium poae
Lineage: Eukaryota; Fungi; Ascomycota; Sordariomycetes; Hypocreales; Nectriaceae
Exons: 3
Coding region: 1-579 (192 amino acids)
Source: RefSeq, a predicted model, not a curated record